AUGCCGCAGCCGCAGCCGCCUGCGGGCCACGAAGACCCGGCGGUCGGCCACGUUCCUGCCGGCGACUGGGAUCCCGACUGGGAGAUCCUGGGCUCGCGGGAGACGUGGAACCGGGUGGGAACGCACAUCAACUACCCCACGUGGUGGGUUCUCAACUGGGGCAACUGGCUGCUGCGGAACGUCCUCAAAGACGGCGUCAUCACGCGCGACGUGCACAUGGAGUACUUCAGCGUCUGGCAAGGCGUGCCCGGAGUUCUCAAGGGGCCCGAGGUCCAGCACAGCUUCAUGACACACUCCAGCCUCAACUGGCGGGACUGCCCCACGGGGGAUCCGGCCAGGCCCUUCGUCAGGUUCCCGCCGCUGUCGAGGAGGCAGAUGCUGCACAUCCACCCCGUGAUCUUCCUGGAGCCUGCGAUCUUCUUCUCCAAGCUCACGGACGCCAGGCACGUGAAAUGUCCGCUGUGCGGAUGCCGCGCCAACGCCGACGGGCAAAACUACGGCAACAGGAAGGUGGUCAUAGACAUGGAGCGCGAGCUGCUGACGACCUCGCGUCAGUGGGUGUGCCGGGAGCGCUACCUGGACGGCUCGAAGUGCCGCCGCGAGGGCGGCUGCGGGCUCAAGUUCUCCCUCGCGCAUCCGGGCUACAUCGCGCAGUUGCCCAGGGUUGUGGCCCGCAUCUACGACAGCCUCGUGGUCCGCGGCAAGCAGAGCAUCACGCGCCCCGUCCAGGACCUCAUCACGCGCCUCGGAACACGCCUGAGCUUCGCGCGGAUCCACGGCUUCCUCGAGGACGCGCGCCACACGCGGUACGUCCGAUCUCGCGAGCUCCACCUGCUCGCGACCCUGGCGGACGCGACGAACGCAGGCCGCACCGCCGACAACAACCCGGCGAUCAAGGCCCUCAAGGACUGCCAGAAGACCAUGACGGCGCUCCAGGGGCGGGCGCAGUUCGCGAAGGACACCGUCGACAAGGCGCGGCGGCAGAAGAGAGCCGCGCGCGACGCCCAGGACGCGGCGGAGGCGGCGGUCCCGCAGGACCCAUACGUGCCGCUCCCUCGCAAGCGCAAGGAGGCGCCCGACGGCAUCGACGGCCGUGACCUACCCGUCAGCGUCCGCGAACAUCUCGCGCGAACCCCUGGGCGAUCGCCACAGGACAGCCAGCCUCCUGGAGCCAUUUGCGCAACACCUCCUCGACGACCUCUCGGCGGUGCAGGCGCCGCUCGACGAGCACGAGCGGCGCGCUGA
Molecule: messenger RNA, 1245 nt
Organism: Pedinophyceae sp. YPF-701
Lineage: Eukaryota; Viridiplantae; Chlorophyta; Pedinophyceae
Source: the annotation of a GenBank genome assembly